Hemicordylus capensis (graceful crag lizard) is the source of this 1168-nucleotide messenger RNA. Its product is annotated as CMRF35-like molecule 3. The coding region runs from base 86 to 721 and encodes 211 amino acids. The record is from RefSeq and is a predicted model, not a curated record. Gene Ontology annotation, molecular function: transmembrane signaling receptor activity. Gene Ontology annotation, cellular component: plasma membrane. NCBI's taxonomy places the organism in Eukaryota, Metazoa, Chordata, Lepidosauria, Squamata, Cordylidae. The transcript is spliced from 4 exons.
GUAAUCCACAACUCGGUGAGGCUGUCUUCAGCUUCUUGGGAGAUGUGAAUCGUCCUUUACUUCCGAAUAGUUCCGAAAGAGAGCCAUGAGGAUACUGAGGACAUUGUUUCUCCUUGCUUGGGUGUUCAUUCCAGUGAGUACAUCAUCUGAUGUGACAGGCCCUGAAUCAGUGACAGGAUAUCGUGGCAGAUCGCUGUCUGUGGUGUGCAAAUAUGCUAAAGGAUAUAAGAAGUAUAAGAAAUACUGGUGCAAAGGAGCAGAUUGGGGUUCUUGUAAAAAAGUUGUUGUGACCACUGGAAGGGAAGAAGAGGUGAAUGGCGGCAGAACCUCUAUCAAGGACAAUCUAACUCUCUCAGAAUUCACUGUGCGUUUGGAGAGCCUCACACAGCAAGACGCUGGCAUUUACUGGUGUGCCAUAAAGAGAAUAGGAGCUGAUCCUGGAUUCCGCGUGAAUAUGAUUGUUCUUCCAGCCUUUACUUCAGAGCCUAAAGAAACAUCAGCAACUACAGAAGAAGAAGCAAACCGUUUGCUUUUCACACAGACUCCCAGCAGCACAGCAAAAUCUAACCCCAUCCUUAUUCACAUAGGCUACCUGAUUUAUGUGUCUUCUCUGCUUUCGAUUGGCUUGAAAACACCCAUCCUCCUGUGCAUGGUCUUUGUAAUCAUCUACUUGCAUAGAAGAAGCAAACAGCACAACAGUGACACCACCAUGAAGACUUGAGCUGCCACACUGUAGGAAAAUGGACAUAUCCUGUUUAGUUCCUCACAGCGGUUUUGCACAUUAUAACGAACCAACCAACCAAACUCCUGUACGUGAGACAGGGAUGUAACUAGACAAGGAAUGGGUGUCGCUCCACCUCCCAGAGAAAUAUUAAUUCAUAAGUCAAAACAUCCAUUUACUGAUCACUUCUGUUUGGCUGCAGCACAAGAAUAGUUCUGAACAUUUGUAUAUGAAGCAGCAGCUAGAUGAUGCAGCCAUUUAUGGAAGAAAGAUGGGCUUCUUAUUCUCCCAACUGGCUAUAUUGCCAAGAUGUCAAAAUAACUGUGUUUUGCUGGUGUUAUUUUCCUCAUUCCUCUGAGCAAGCCUGGGAAAUAGUACUCUGUGUGUAUAUACUGUAUGUCAUGCUGGCAUUUUUCUUAUGAUAAUAAAAGAAAUAAUUAAUAAGUA